AUGCUGAAACAAGGUGACAUGUCCGUAGCAAAUUAUGAUUGGGAAUUUUUUAGACUGAGUAGAUAUGCAACUGGAUUUGUACUGAUUGAAGCUGACAGAUGUGAACGGUUUUUACGAGGGCUGCAUGAUGAAUUACGACUACAGUUGGUGUCUCUACGGAUUACUAAAUUUGCAGAUUUAAUUGAAAGAGCCAAAAUGGUUGAACAAGUGUCGAGGUUAAACAACAAGCCUGAAAUUUCUCAUUCACUUGGGAAGUGUCCCGGAACUACAAGCUCUAAUCCACAACCUAAUAGAUCAAAAGAAUUUCAAAGCAGUGGAAGAUUUGGUUCUAGGUCAGAUAGAAGUGACAGAAAUCGUAAUAGACAGACGACAGUUUACACUAGUACUGUCAGAGGGCCAUCCAGAAAUACUGAAAUUUUGAAUUGUCAACAUUAUGGGAAUAAACAUCGGGGUGAAUGUUGGAGAUUAACUGGAGAAUUACCUGGAUUACUUCUUGAUCGGGAAGUUGAAUUUGUGAUUGAAGUAUAUCUGGGUACAGAUCCAGUGUCAAUAUCUCCAUAUCGUAUGUCACCAACUGAGUUGAAGGAGUUGAAGAAAGAGUUGAAUUUAAGACAGCGUCAAUGGAUAGGACUUUUAAAAGAUUAUGAUUGUGUUAUUAACUAUCAUCUGAGCAAAGCUAACGUGGUAGCUGAUUCAUUGAGUAGAAAAGCUGCAAUCGAAUUGCGAGCGAUGUUUGCACAGCUUAGUGUUAGUGAUGAUGGAGGCUUAUUGGCUAAAUUAAGAAUUAAACCAGUGAUGUUCGAACAAAUCAAGUCAGCUCAGUUAGAAGAUAACAAGCUUAUGAAGAGGAAAGAAAUGGUUCAGAGUGGUGUAGCAGAGAAUUUCAGCAUUGAUGAACAUGAAUUGAAAGAGUUAAUACUCUCAGAAGCACAUGACAGUCCAUUCGCAUUACAUCCUAUAGGAACAAAAAUGUAUCGAAAUUUACGGGAAUUGUAUUGGUGGCCAGGAUUCCCAUUGUCAUCAAGUAAGAAAAAUGCUAUUUGGGUGACUGUUGAUCGGCUUACAAAGUCAUCUCAAUUUGUAGCAGUCAGAACGGAUUGGUCACUUCAGAAACUUACAGAAACUUACUUUCGGGAAAUUGUGAGACUACAUGGUAUCCCUGUAUUGAUAAUUUCAGACCGGGAUCCAAGGUUUACAUCAAGGUUUUGGGAAUAG
Gossypium arboreum is the source of this 1215-nucleotide messenger RNA. RefSeq lists its product as uncharacterized. The transcript is spliced from 5 exons. Gene Ontology annotation, molecular function: nucleic acid binding. Lineage: Eukaryota; Viridiplantae; Streptophyta; Magnoliopsida; Malvales; Malvaceae. The coding region runs from base 1 to 1215 and encodes 404 amino acids. The record is from RefSeq and is a predicted model, not a curated record.